Messenger RNA from Nicotiana tabacum (common tobacco), 1644 nucleotides. The record is from RefSeq and is a predicted model, not a curated record. Lineage: Eukaryota; Viridiplantae; Streptophyta; Magnoliopsida; Solanales; Solanaceae.
CAAGAGUGCAUUUUCCGGCAGGCGUAUAAGAAAGGGAAAAGAGUCCAUUGGCAAAUGAUGGUUGUCGGCUUUGUUCCAAAUGAGUAUCUGACUAUUAAGUUGUUAAUUUUGUAUGCAAAAGCAGGAGACUUGGAUACCGCACACAUUAUAUUUGAUAAGUUGCAAUUCAAAUGCCUGGUUUCAUGGAAUGCUAUGAUUGCAGGAUACGUGCAGAAGGGUAUGGAGGAAAUAGGCCUGAGUCUCUACCAUAAUAUGAAACAAAGAGGUGUACUUCCAGAUCAGUACACAUUUGCAUCAGUCUUUAGAGCCUGUGCCUCUUUAGCAGUCCUGGAGCAGGGCAAGCAAGCACAUGCGCUGUUGAUUAAAAGCCAAAUUAGUGGAAAUAUUGUAGUUAAUAGUGCACUUAUGGACAUGUAUUUCAAGUGUAGUUGUCCAUCUGAUGGCUAUCUUGUGUUUUGUAAGUCCUUGGAAAGGAAUGUGAUAACAUGGACUGCUUUGAUAUCUGGGUAUGGACAAAAUGGAAGAAUAAAAGAUGUUCUGGAAUCAUUUCAUAGGAUGAUAGAUGAAGGAUUUAGGCCAAACCAUAUUACAUUUCUUGCUGUUCUUUCUGCUUGUAGCCAUGGGGGUUUGGUAGAUAGAGGUAAGGAGUAUUUUUCAUUGAUGAUGAGAGAUUAUGGGCUUCGACCAAGAGGAAAACACUAUGCAGCUAUUGUGGAUCUCCUAGGCCGUGCUGGAAGAUUACAAGAGGCUCAUGAGUUUGUCCAAAACUCGCGUUGCGGGGAGCACCCAGUAUUAUGGGGUGCCUUACUUGGGGCUUGUUUAUGGAACAACGUUGCAGAGGUAAGGAGACUGAUGAAGGACUCGGGGGUGAAAAAGGAAAGUGUGGCAAUUAUAAAAUCGGACAAGGAUACAAGAUAUGGGUUGGAUUCCAUUGUGACACAUGAUGGGGACAGAUUGCCAUGCUGGCCUUUAGCUAAUCUAUCGUCAUUCAAACAGAGAUGUGGUUCUGAAGCAUACAGUAAGUUAGAGGUCAUUGGCAUUGACGAAGCUCAGUUUUUUGAGGAUCUAUAUGAUUUCUGCACAGAAGCUGCUGACCAUGAUGGCAAGAUUGUGAUAGUUGCUGGGUUGGAUGGUGACUAUCUGAGAAGAAGCUUUGGUUCAGUUCUUGACAUAAUACCAAUUGCUGAUACUGUGACCAAACUAACUUCCCGAUGUGAACUUUGUGGUAAACGUGCUUCUUUUACCUUGAGGAAGACAGGGGAGACGAGAACCGAGUUGAUUGCAGGAGCAGACGUAUAUAUGCCUGUGUGCCGAAAGCACUACGUGAGUGGACAAGUUGUCAAAGAGGCUACUAGAAGUGUUCUGGAUUCUCAGAAAGUUCAAUGCAGCUCUGUUUUGUAAUUGUCUUGUAUUGUUACCUGGGAUGGUAAUAUAUCAGCAGCACUUGUCUUUGCAAUAUAGUAGGGAUACUGAUGCCACUUUCCUAUGUAGUUUAUUGGCCAUUUGCUUAGAUAUGUUAACCGACUAUUGUACUCCGAUCUGUCCAAGCCUUUGUGGACAGAGUUAUCCGGUAGUUGUGCUAAUGGGAGGUAGCUAGUAUAUUAUGAAAUUAUCAAGGUGCGGGCAAGUUACAUUUUUUUACUA